UAAACGAGCGACCUGCAGAGAAUCCAUGUCUGGCUUCCGCACUCCAGAUCCAUGGGCAAUUCCCUGUUCCCCACUCAUCUCUGCGGUGAUGCUCCUUCUAAACUGAUCGUUGCUCCUCGUAAUUUGUUCUAAGGCAUAGCGGAGUACUCGCCAUCGGCGAACUUAGGAAGUGAGAAUUUCCGAGAUGGCUUUCAUGGCGGUCUUAGAAUCUGACCUUCGCGCUCUUUCUGCAGAAGCUCGCCGUCGGUAUCCUGCUGUUAAAGACGGCGCUGAGCAUGCAAUUCUUAAGCUUCGUUCUUUGUCAAAUCCCAGUGAAAUCGCACAUAAUGAGGACAUAUUGAGAAUAUUUUUGAUGGCAUGUGACGUGAGAACAGUUAAGCUUAGCAUUAUUGGACUCUCAUGUCUGCAGAAACUCAUAUCUCAUGAUGCGGUUUCUCCAUCUUCCCUCAAAGAGAUAUUAUCCACACUGAAGGACCAUGCUGAAAUGGUAGAUGAGGGCGUUCAGCUCAAGACGCUGCAGACCAUAUCAAUAAUAUUCCAGUCACGUUUACUCCCUGAAAAUGAGGAUACAAUGGCCCAAGCUCUUGGUAUCUGUCUUAGGCUUCUCGAAAACUCCCGAUCUUUUGAUAGCGUGCGGAAUACUGCUGCAGCUACCUUUAGGCAAGCUGUGGCCUUAAUUUUUGACCGCGUGGUUUUGGCUGAGUCUCUUCCUGCUGGCAAAUAUGGUUUUGGAAGUCAGCUUUCUCGUACAAGCUCUGUUACUGGUGAUGUUAACCGCAGCAUCAAUUUGUCAGACUCUUUCUAUCACGAAUCUGUUUUUGGAGGGUCACCAUCUAAGAGGGAGACUUUAACUGAAACGGGAAAACUUGGGCUUCGGUUGCUUGAAGACCUGACAUCUCUUGCCGCAGGUGGAUCUGCAAUUUGGUUACGCGCUAAUAUUCUUCAGAGGGCGUUUGCACUUGAUAUACUUGAGUUUGUUUUGUCCAAUUAUGUGGCUGUUUUCAGGACAUUGCUACCUUAUGAACAGAUUUUACGACGAAAGAUAUGUUCACUUUUGAUGACUUCACUUCGUACCAAUACUGAGCUUGAAGGAGAAGCUGGUGAACCCAGCUUUCGUCGUUUGGUCUUGCGGUCAGUUGCUCAUAUAAUUAGGCUUUACAGUUCAUCCCUUGUCACCGAAUGUGAGGUAUUUCUCAGUAUGUUACUGAAGGUUACUUUUCUUGACUUGCCAUUAUGGCAUCGCAUUCUUGUUCUUGAAAUCUUGAGGGGUUUCUGUGUGGAGGCAUGGACACUGCGGAUUCUUUUCCAAAAUUUUGACAUGCAUCCCAAGAACACAAAUGUUGUGGAGGGUAUGGUCAAAGCUCUUGCUAGAGUUGUUUCAAAUUUACAGGUUCAAGAAACAAGUGAGGAGAGCCUAGCAGCUGUUGCAGGGAUGUUUAGUAGCAAAGCCAAAGGUGUCGAAUGGAGUCUGGAUAAUGAUGCUUCCAAUGCUGCAGUCUUAGUUGCCAGUGAAGCGCAUGCCAUAACUUUGGCUGUUGAAGGUCUGUUAGGGGUUGUCUUCACUGUAGCAACUUUAACAGAUGAAGCCAUGGAUAUUGGGGAGCUUGAAUCCCCUAGAUGUGAUAAUGAUGCACCAGUGAACUGGACUGGGAAGACUGCAGUUCUUUGCUAUUCAAUGGUGGACUCUCUGUGGUUGACAAUACUUGAUGCUUUAUCCCUUGUGCUAUCAAGGUCACAAGGAGAAGCCAUUGUAUUGGAAAUACUCAAGGGAUAUCAGGCAUUCACUCAGGCAUGUGGUAUUCUCCGAGCAGUGGAACCUCUGAACUCAUUUCUGGCUUCCCUUUGCAAAUUUACAAUUAAUUUUCCUGUUGAAACAGAAAAAAAGAGUCUUUUGCAGUCUCCUGGAUCAAAGCGGUCUGAAUUAUUGGUUGAUCAGAGGGAUAGUAUUGUGCUUACUCCCAAGAAUGUACAGGCCUUGCGAACUUUAUUCAACAUUGCUCAUAGGUUGCAUAAUGUUUUGGGCCCUUCUUGGGUCUUGGUUUUAGAAACUUUGGCAGCUUUAGAUCGAGCAAUUCAUUCGCCACAUGCCACUACUCAGGAGGUCUCUACCCUAGUCCCCAAGUUCACAAGGGAAUCAUCUAGUCAAUACAGUGACUUCAAUAUCCUCUCUUCCUUGAAUUCUCAGCUAUUUGAGAGCUCCGCUCUAAUGAAUAUAUCUGCAGUGAGGUCACUUCUCUCUGCAUUAUGCCAGCUUUCACACCAGUGCAUGUCCAGUACUUCAAGUGGCCUGGCACCAACCAGUCAAAAAAUUGGAAGCAUCAGUUUUUCUGUGGAGAGAAUGAUAUCCAUCCUUGUGAAUAAUGUUCACAGAGUGGAACCAUUUUGGGAUCAAGUUGUGGGUCACUUUCUUGAGCUUGCCGAUCAUUCUAAUCCACACUUGAGGAACAUGGCACUUGAUGCGCUGGAUAGAUCCAUAUCUGCGGUCUUAGAUUCAGAUCAAUUUCUAGAUAACAAACAAUUUAAUUUGCAUAAAACAUCUCAAGAAAUUGAAUCAAGCACCUCAGAGCUGAGGUCACUUGAAUGUUCUGUCAUAUCCGCGUUAAAGGUUCUUUAUUUUUCUACUCAAAGUGUUGAUGUUCGUGUUGGAUCUUUGAAGAUUCUUCUUCAUGUUUUAGAGAGACAUGGGGAGAAACUUCAUUUCAGUUGGCCUAAUAUACUUGAAAUGUUGAGGUCUGUAGCGGAUGCGCCGGAGAAGGAUCUUGUCACUCUUGGUUUCCAGAACCUUCAAGUGAUAAUGAAUGAUGGACUGUCCACAAUUCCUGCAGACUGCCUUCAUGUGUGUGUAGAUGUGACUGGCACAUAUAGUGCUCAAAAGACAGAGUUAAACAUAAGCCUGACUGCAAUAGGCCUCCUAUGGACAAUGACUGAUUUCAUUGCCAAGGGCCUUAAUAAAAUCUUCGAAAGGAAAGAAAAAGGAAACAGGUGCUGGUUCUCUAGUGAAGCCGAUAGACAGUGA
This is a messenger RNA of Neltuma alba, 3016 nucleotides long. RefSeq names its product protein MON2 homolog. Lineage: Eukaryota; Viridiplantae; Streptophyta; Magnoliopsida; Fabales; Fabaceae. The record is from RefSeq and is a predicted model, not a curated record. The transcript is spliced from 31 exons. The coding region runs from base 185 to 3016 and encodes 943 amino acids.